GCAGCCUCUAUGCCUACGUCCCUCCCUCCACGCAAGAAGAACAAACGCUAUAUUCAUCUGCUCCAGCUUGCAGUUACUGAAACUCCCGCAGGAACUCCUGGCUACUUUUCCCCCCUAACCCAAACCGUGUGAGCUGAUGAACACAAUGCCAUUCAUGCCACGGGGCGAAAACAGGCGACGCGUGUGCUCCGUUAACCCAACAAUGUGGAGAACAUGCAGUGUUUUCUGCGCAUGGAGUCUACUCUUCUUGACAGAUGUCUGCGCGCAGUCUCAGCGGAGACCAACCUUCACGUGUGGAGGAAACAUAACAGGAGACACUGGAGUGAUUGGGAGCCAGGGAUACCCAGGAGUUUACCCUCCAAAUACCAAAUGUGUGUGGAGAAUCACAGUCCCUGAGGGAAAAGUGGUGGUCCUGUCGUUCCGCUUCAUCGACUUGGAGAGCGACAACCUGUGCCGCUACGACUAUGUGGAUGUCUACAGCGGCCACGUCCACGGGCAGAGACUCGGACGCUUCUGUGGCACGUUCAAGCCCGGCGCUCUGGUUUCCACGGGGAACAAGAUGCUCAUGCAGAUGGUGUCUGACGCCAACACUGCCGGGAGUGGCUUCCUGGCUGUUUUCUCUGCCGCCCACCCACAUGAGAGAGGGGAGCAGUACUGUGGGGGCAGGUUGGAUAAGCCCUCAGGGACUUUCAAAACACCCAACUGGCCUGAGAAGGACUACCCAGCUGGGGUCACCUGCUCCUGGCACAUAGUGGCUCCAAAGAACCAGAUCAUUGAAGUCAAGUUUGAGAAGUUCGAUGUGGAAAGAGACAACUACUGCCGCUACGACCACGUCUCGAUCUUCAACGGGGCGGAAAUCAACGACGCCAAGAGGAUCGGGAAAUACUGCGGAGACAGCCCCCCAGCGCCGGUGUUCUCAGACGGGAACCAGCUCCUGAUCCAGUUCCUGUCAGAUCUCAGUCUGACCGCAGACGGCUUCAUUGGACACUACAAGUUCAGACCGAAGAAAUUCCCCACCACCACGAUACCACCCACCACGACCACACAGCCCGUCACCACCAGGCCCAUACCUCUAAAGUACUCGGUGGCUCUGUGCCAGCAGAAAUAAAAGACGGGAACACUUGAGAGCAAUUACUGCUCCAGCAAUUUUGUGAUUACUGGAACCGUCAUCACUGCAGUGAUGAGAGGAGGAAGUAUGUACGCCACAGUCUCCAUCAUCAACGUGUACAGAGAAGGCAAUCUGGCCAUCCAGCAGGCGGGAAAGACCAUGAGCACCAAGAUCACAAUCCUCUGCAAGAAGUGUCCGUUUGUCAGGAGAGGCUUGAACUACGUCUUCAUGGGCGAGGUGGACGAAGACGGCCGGGGGAAGAUCGCCCCUCAACACUUUGUGAUGGCGUUCAAGACGAAGAACCAGAAAGGACUCAACGUGCUGAAGAACAAGCAAUGCUGAGUUUCCUGAAGCUCUGACCAUCUCAACUGGACACCAAGGCUUGUAUGUGGAUGGAAACGAUUAAGCCCCCCCAAAAAACUCAACCUCCAUCUUAACUACACAAACACAUAAAAACUGAAUCAUAAUGCACGGCUGUCAGCACAAAACUAAAUCUAGGAGAAAAUCCUUUUUCUGUAUUUAUUCAUUUUGCUGCAGCACACCUGUCGUCAUAAUUUAUAGUUUUGCUGCGUUUUUCUGUUUUGCAACCCAAGAUUACAGUGUGUUCCAUUUUAUCUCUGAAAAAAGGAACAAAGGUACUCUUUGAGGCGUCCAUGUUGAUUGUCUAACUCGCAACUGGAACACGGUUAACUAGGGUGCAACGUCAUUCCCAGCUCAGAGAUCCAAGUUGUGAAGUAAAUGAAACGCAUCAUUCAUCAGUAACAAAGAUGGCUGAAGUGUUGUGAACUUCCCGUCAUGCCCCCCUCGCAGGAGAUUAGCUCGUCACCAGUGACAGAAACCACAAACAAGCACAAAGGUAGCAUUUCAGAGUGACAUCAAGAAAGGUCAUUUUAAAUUCUGAGAUUGCACUACCAACGUCAACAUUUUCUAAUUCUUUCCUCUUGUAUCAGUUAAUUAUAUAAUUGUAUAUUAAUUAAAGAUAGUCUUAAAGGAAGAAUGUGCGACCUUUUGACCCAGUAGAUGUCGCCCUUGAGCUCCAGCAUGAAACCAAAACAAACU
This is a messenger RNA of Labrus bergylta (ballan wrasse), 2167 nucleotides long. RefSeq names its product procollagen C-endopeptidase enhancer 2b (gene pcolce2b). Gene Ontology annotation, molecular function: protein binding; peptidase activator activity; collagen binding. The record is from RefSeq and is a predicted model, not a curated record. NCBI's taxonomy places the organism in Eukaryota, Metazoa, Chordata, Actinopteri, Labriformes, Labridae.